Molecule: messenger RNA, 1614 nt
Organism: Aureobasidium namibiae CBS 147.97
Lineage: Eukaryota; Fungi; Ascomycota; Dothideomycetes; Dothideales; Saccotheciaceae
Product: fatty-acid amide hydrolase
Exons: 3
Coding region: 1-1614 (537 amino acids)
Source: RefSeq, a predicted model, not a curated record
AUGCCUGCAGCAAAAGACUGGGAAAGAAAGGCUCAAAUCUGCCGUGACAUUCUCGAGAACUCAAUUCCGAAACAAUGGCUUCUUCCUGCAGAUAAGCUUCCGACGAAGCAGCAGCAUAAUGUUACCAACGUUCCUUAUACAUGUGGCAUCCUCUCCGCUGAAGAGCUUGAAAUGACUGAACAGACCGCCGCUGGACUCCUGAGCAAGUACCAGUCCGGUGCAUGGAAGGUCGAGGAUGUUACCGUUGCAUUCCUCAAACGGGCCACGAUUGGUCAACAGCUCCUCAACUUUGUUACCGAGUUUCUCACAGAGGAAGCAUUGGCGACAGCAAAAUCUCUCGAUAAGCAUUUCGAGACCACAGGCAAACUCAUCGGUCCGCUCCACGGUGUGCCUAUCAGCGUCAAAGAACAUGUCUCCUAUGGGGGCAAGAUCACGAACGCUGGGUUCGUGAGUCAGAUCGACAACAUAGCCAAGGAAGACGCUCUGCUUGUCAAACUACUCAAGAAGGCAGGUGCAGUCAUCACAGUACGGACCAAUCAGCCGCAAUCCUUGAUGCAUUUGGACUGUGAGAAUAACAUCACUGGAGCAACAUUGAACCCUUAUCAUCUCAAGUUGUCCCCCGGUGGGUCAUCUGGCGGAGAAGGAGCGUCGAUGGGCUUCAAAUGUGCUGUUAUUGGUGUUGGCACGGACAUCGGUGGAAGCAUUCGUGCUCCUGCUGCAUUCAACAACUCCUACGGACUCAGACCCACCACUCAUCGCAAUCCUUAUAUGGGUCUUCACGGCGUGCUCGGCGGGCAGGAGAGUAUCAAAGGUGUGAUCGGUCCUCUUGGUCAGAGUAUCGAUGAUCUAUGGCUGUUCCAAAAGACGUUGAUCGACCAAAAUCCUCAUGAUAUCGACACAUCUUUGAUUCCAUUGCCAUGGAGGGGAGAGCUGGAUACUCCUAAAGACAUCACUGUCGGUAUCAUGAUGACUGACGGAGUAGUCAAACCUCAUCCUCCUAUUCUCCGCGCGCUCGAGACUGCCAAGUCGAAGCUUCAAGCUGCAGGUGUCAAAGUUGUCGAGUGGGAAAACUUCAAGCACGACCAUGCGUGGGACAUUGUGUCAGCCCUCUACUUCCCCGACGGAGGCAAACGCGUUGAAGAUGCUCUUGCAGCUUCUGGCGAACCAAUGCUGCCUCUUACACGCCAUGCUUUGAACUACUCCAAAGCAAUCUCUAUCUCGGAGAACUGGGAGCUCAACGUGAUGCGCGAAAACUACAGGCGCGAGUAUCAUGCUUUGAUGAAGGAGAGAGGUGUAGAUGUCAUCUUGUGUCCUGCAUAUGUAGGCGCAGGUGUUAAACAACACGGUGCAAAGUACUGGGGCUACACAAGCUUGUGGAACAUUCUCGAUCAACCAGCUGCAGUGUUCCCCACAGGCAUGACUGUCGACAAGAACGUAGAUGUUAUAGAGGAGAACUAUGCCCCCUUGAACGAGAAGGACAAGGAGGAACAUGAAGCUUAUGACCCUGAGCUGUUCGAUGGUGUUCCAAUCACUCUUCAGCUUGCGGGCAAGCACUACCAUGAUGAGGAUGUUUUGAGGGCAGCGAAGCUGAUUGAAAGUGUCAUCAGAAGCUAA